Ascoidea rubescens DSM 1968 is the source of this 1500-nucleotide messenger RNA. RefSeq lists its product as uncharacterized. The transcript has a single exon. Gene Ontology annotation, molecular function: S-adenosylmethionine-dependent methyltransferase activity. The record is from RefSeq and is a predicted model, not a curated record. The coding region runs from base 59 to 1294 and encodes 411 amino acids. NCBI's taxonomy places the organism in Eukaryota, Fungi, Ascomycota, Saccharomycetes, Ascoideales, Ascoideaceae.
GUUGUCAACUUAAAUAUCAGCUUGUUAUUCACAGCUUCGAUUCAGGUUUUAGUGCAAAAUGCCCACAGAUAGAGAGGAACUAAACAAUUUGACCACAAACAUAUCGAUUUCCCUAAUAUCCUAUGGUAUCUUGCUAGUGAUUUUUCCUGGCUCAACUUUUCCAAUCGUCAUUCUAAUCCUCAUGAUUUCAUCUUCAUUAUACAAGGCCAAAUAUUUAAAUUAUAUUUAUAAAAAAUACUUCAACAAAUUGGAAAUAACAAAUGAUAGACAGGAUCUUAUUAACACAAUUCAGUCUUUAAGUAGUUAUAAGUAUAACACGCAAAAUUGGAAUAACAGGAAAAAAAAAAUAUUUUUUUCCAUGCCAAUUAGACACCAAAAGUUAUCAAUAAAUUAUUUAAAAAAAUUUGAUAAAAUCAAUAAAUUAAUCGAUGUCAAUUCUCAAUUUUUGAAUGAUAUUGCGAAAGAUUCGAUAGAUUUUUAUAAUGUUCAAAAAAACGAAUUAAGGUUAGCCACUUUUCAAAACAGUAAUGAUAAUUUCAAUGUUAUUGAAGCUUUAUGUCAUUUUCAAAGAGAUUGGUCAAGUUUAGGCGAUGUGGAAAUAAAUCCAAUUUUAAAUUAUGUUAAAAAGAAUUUGAAUAAUAUUGUUAAUAAUAACAAUUACAGAGGAAAAACGUGUGUGAUUAUUCCAGGUUCAGGUUUGGGUCGAAUUGCUCAUGAAUUAGCGGCAGCAUAUUCCUCAAUCCAUUUUGAAACCGUAGAAUAUUCUUGGUUAAUGCAUUUAUCAAAUCAAUUUAUUUACAAGACAAAUUCAGACCAGCAAACUUAUUAUAAUGUUCAUCCUUUCAUUCAUUCAUAUUCCAACCAUACUAGUUUAGAUAACCAGACUAGAGAGAUUAAAAUCAAACGAUUGGAUUCCAAACCUUCAAAUUUAAAAUUGAAUCAUGGAGAUUUCCGGUUAUUUAAAUUGGAGAAUUCUGAAGACUUUGAUAAUAUAAUUAUUGUGAGUGUUUUUUUCUUGGAUACUGCUGAAAAUAUUUUUGAAUACUUAGAUGCGAUGGAGAGAUUGAUAUCAAGUAAACAUGGUUAUUGGAUCAACGUUGGACCGUUGAAAUAUGGAAGUGCACCUAAAGUUGAGUUUAACUUGGAAGAAUGGAGAGAGAUCCGUAAAAAGACUGGAUGGAUUGAUAUUGAUGAGCCAAAACCUUAUGGCAAAUUGCUAACUGGAUAUCUAACAGAUACCAGGGGUUUAUGGCAGGGUCAAUAUGGCCUUUGCAGGUGGGUAUCUAAGUUAUAAUAAAUUAUAAUAAUCCUAAUCCUAAUCCUAAUCCUAAUCAUAAUAACCAUAAUUUUUGUUUCUAAUUAAGACCUAACUCUUUUUCAACUCCGUAUAAUAUCAUUUAAUCUGCACAUCAUUUAAUCCAUUCAGUCCAUUUAAUCCGUAUGAUCCAUUCAACUUAUUUCAUAUCAUUUAAUACCAAUUUAAUUUCAUUUUUAUUUUAA